Messenger RNA from Xenopus laevis (African clawed frog), 4623 nucleotides. RefSeq names its product MCF.2 cell line derived transforming sequence S homeolog (gene mcf2.S). NCBI's taxonomy places the organism in Eukaryota, Metazoa, Chordata, Amphibia, Anura, Pipidae. The record is from RefSeq and is a predicted model, not a curated record. Bases 572 to 3922 code for a protein of 1116 amino acids. The transcript has 30 exons.
UAUCAUGCGUCUCAAAUCCACACCAGUAACCCCAGUGUGUGUAUGUGUGUGUGUAUGUGUGUAUAUAUAUAUAUAUAUUUAUAUAUAUUUACAAGAAAUGACUGGGGUGCAGAAAAUGCCAAACUAGGGCAAGCUGACACUAUUUAUGUGGUUUAGGAAUGGCUGAAUCCCCUGUUGAAGAUUUGUUAUUCUGCCCUGCACUGGGGGUUCUGACUGAUCCUACUCAUUGCAGGGUAAGUAGCUGGGAUGUUACUCAUUGCUGGUUAAGUAGUUGACACUAUGUAUUUAUUGCAGGGUAAGUAGUUCGUAUGCGCCGGGACAGAAGCCACAAGUGUAGGUGGGCGGUGCCUAUUGAAAUCUAGUUCCGCCCACUGAGCCCGCAUCUCCCAUUCACAGAAGCUCAGAGCCAGUACAGCGCUGGGUCUCCGGUUGGCAUCCGUGUGUCCUGCCCUGGGGAGUCGCGUUCUCUCCUCUCUCGGCUGGGGCUUGAGGUGACCCUGUGCUGCGGCACAACAUGACUCUGACUCUUCCUGCUGCUGCUGCUGCUGAGUGACAGCUUUCCUGUGCCAUCAUGGCAUCCCCGGAUACUUUCAGCAUCUCUGCGGUGGAAAUGGAGAAGUAUUAUAUCCUGCAACAGAGUGUUGCCCUCAUGGACACUGCCCUGCAAAAGACGGUGGUUCCCAUCUCAGCUAAAGACAUUGCUGAUCUGUUGAUGAAGGAACUUGCUUUUCUUUCUGGAGGUCGUGGAAAAGACAAUGGCUGGAUCAUCACAUUUCCAGAAAAUGCCACAUUCGAUGAAUUUCCAGAAAGUGUUGUACAGAAAGUAUUAACAUACCUAACCUCUAUUCCAAGUAAACAAGAAUCAGAUGUUAAAUUUAUUGUCAUAUUGGACAGAAGAUUGGAUACAUGGACGUCUGUAAAAUUAACUCUCCAGAAAUUGUCUCACUCAUUUCCAGGGAAUUUGCACUUGGUUUUGGUUCUACGGCCAACGGGUUUUAUUCAGCGCACGUUUACUGAUAUAGGAUUUCGUUUCAGCCAGGAAGAAUUUAUAUUGAAACUACCGGUUGUUAUGCUGAGCUCUGCAUCAGAUUUGUUACAUUACAUUGAUGAAAAGCAGCUGACUCCUGAGUUUGGAGGUUCACUGGAUUACAGGCACAGUGACUGGGUUGUCUUCAGAACAGCAAUAGAGGGUUUUGCAUUGACUGUAAAGGAGAUUGCACAGAGGCUACAGUCCUUUGGGACAGAACUGGCUGAAAUUGAGUUACCCAGGGACGUGUAUUCCAUUGAACAUAUCCUUGCUAUUCGCAAUGAAAAAUACUUCCAUCUGAAGGAGGGAAUUAUGUCAGUGAUGAGAGAAGGCAGUUUGCUACUAAGCAGCUUGAAUGGGCCAACCCCAACAUUAGUGGAAGAAGGGCAACACUGUGAAAGAAAUGGGGACUGGGAGACCGUAAAAAGGUUGCUUGCACAGUUGCAUGAAAUGGAGACAGCGUUUGAUGGGUUUUGGGAGAAGCACCAGCUUAAAACGGAGCAAUAUUUAGAACUUUUGAAGUUUGAGCAACAUUUUGAAGAGUUGAAGAAUACCACUGAGUAUCUGAGGUACCAACAAGAAAGUAUCGCAGAUACAGGAGAUAAUGCCCCUGAAGUACGGCAAAGACUAAUGGAUUUAAGUAACCUUGAGGAAAGGUCACAGGAGUUAAUAAGAAGAUCACAGAUGGUAAUUUUACAUGGACACCAGCUCACUGCGAAUCAUCAUUAUGCUCUUAAUUUAAUAUGCCAGCAGUGCAAUGAGCUACGGCACAUGUCAGACAUUUUGUCGGAAGAGAUCAAACGGAAACAUGCUCAGCUCUCUACUACACUUGAACUCCACACGAGAUUACAGCAGGUCAUUGAAUGCUGUGAUAAAGGUGCAUAUUUCUUAGCUAACCAGCAAAUGGAUAAGUGCCAGUCAAAGGAGGGUGCACAGAAGGCUCUUCUGGAUCUUGAACAAUUUCUUGAAAAUGCCAGUCUCUAUGUCACUUAUGAUCCUCAGGCCUUGGAGUAUGAAUAUGAGAGUAUUUUAACUAAUGAACUAAAGACUAAGAUUCAAAGUGUUCAUAACAAGAUAGAAAAUGUUCGAGUUCUAUUUGACAACAGGCAAAGUUGUCUGAAGAAGUUAGCCGAUAAGCAAGUAAGGCCGGUCCAGCUGGUCGCUCCUCGUCCUGAGAUGCCUCCCAGAUUAAAAUCACCCCUUUUCUCGCCUAAACAUGGUAUGGAUUUCAAUCCAACUCUCAAGUUUUCUUUUGACAUCACUCUGCCUGGAAAAAGGACCACGAGAAAAAUACAAACAACACGUAAGAUUGAAGUAAUGCAUGAUUAUCAAGAAAAACGCAAUUCUGUGCAAUUAUUUAUUUCGGAGAGUGAAGACAGCUUGGACAUCCUCAAAGGGCAUGUCAUCCAUGAGUUAAUAGAGACAGAAAGGAUUUACGUGGAAGAACUUUACACUGUAUUGCUGGGAUAUCGUUCAGAAAUGGAGAACCCAACUAUGAUGCACUUUAUGCCUCUAUCACUGAGAAACAUGAAGAACAUUCUGUUUGGAAACAUGCCGGAGAUCUAUGAAUUUCAUAAUAAAGUAUUUCUCCAGAGUCUUGAAAAUUGCAUUGAAGCUCCAGAAAAAGUUGGGUUCUGCUUCCUUGAAAGGAGGGAGGAUUUUCAGAUGUAUGAGAAGUACUGUCAGAAUAAGCCACGAUCAGAUUCCCUCUGGAGACAGUUUUCUGACAGUGCAUUUUUUCAGGAAUGUCAAACAAAGUUGGACCAUAAACUUGCGCUAGAUUCUUAUCUUCUAAAACCAGUUCAGCGUUUGACCAAAUACCAGCUAUUAAUCAAGGAAUUGCUAAAAUAUAGCAGUAAUGCCGAUGGGGGUGAGGAACUACAGGAAGCCCUGGAUUCUAUGUUAGAUCUAUUAAAGUCUGUGAAUGAUUCCAUGCAUCAGAUUGCGAUAACAGGUUAUAAUGCUGAUAUAAAUGAACUGGGAAGAAUACUUAUGCAGGGCUCCUUCAGUGUGUGGAUAACACAUAAGAAAGGCCCCACAAAAAUGAAGGAGCUUGCCCGCUUCAAGCCAAUGCAAAGACACCUCUUCCUGUAUGAAAGGGCCCUCGUGUUUUGUAAGAAGAGAGAGGAGCAUGGAGAUGGACACGAUAAAACUCCCUCCUACAGUUUUAAGCAUAUUUUAAAAAUGAAUACAGUUGGAAUCACAGAAAAUGUAAAAGGAGACAGUAGAAAGUUUGAAAUUUGGUACAGCAGCCGAGAGGAAGUUUAUAUUGUACAGGCCCAGACACCUGAGCAGAAGACAGCUUGGCUGGUUGAAAUCAGGAAGAUAUUAACAAGGCAACAGGAACGUAUAAAAGUUCAGAGGCAGAAAUCGAAUGUAUCCACAGACCAGCGUUCAUUGUCACCACCAACAAAUGAAGGGAAGCUGCAGAGAUGUUCAGUGAGUUCUGAGGAGAACGACUCUGAAAACAGCAGCCCUGUAAUGCUGGAAGGCUUAAACCUCUCACCUGUCCACAAGUCAUCAAGAGGCUGGACUGGAAUGUCACAAUCUGUAGAAAUCUGCGAGGGGCUUGAUGACUGGUCCAACAAUCACUGCUCAUGUCCCUGUUCGGAUACAGAAGAAGAGGACACUGUCCAGCUGUCUCCUGGUAAAUAUAAAGCUUUAGCAGACUGCAAGAAAAGAGGCUCUGAAGACAUCUUGGUGAAAAAUGGAGAUGUAAUUCAGCUUCUGCAGGAAGAUGGUGAGGGACUGUGGUUGGUGAAGAAUUUAAACCGAAAAAAAGAAGGCUGGAUCCAUGGGAACAACUUGCAUAUAGUCAUUGGUGAAUGCAGAAUACGUGCAGCCAAAAUGUCAGAUGGAGUCCUGUGUAGCACCAGGAAGUUAAGUUCCCCAUAAAACUCGGCUGCUUAUUUGGGAAACUUCCUUGGCGCCUGGAUUUGGAGGUGCUGUUACUAAUGACUCUCACCUCAUUUUAAACAGCAUAAUGAGACACUUUCAUAAUCCCACGUGACAUUUUUAAAGUCAUCAUUUUGUAAAAAGGAAUUCUGUAAAUACAGUGGAGUCAUUUGUUUCCAUGUUCCAUGGCUUUCAUCAUUUUUUCCCAUCUUGGAUAAGGGAAGGUUUUUAAUCAGAUGUAAAUAUGUGCAUUCCAGACGCUUCAUUCCAACCUUUUGUUUUUGAGUAAAACAUUUACACUUGAAUCUUGAGGAGUGCACACACUGAUAUGGAUACUUAUGGUGGCACCAAUGGACUUUUAUCUUAUUUUUCUUUUUGUUUACUUUAUAUGAGCUUUGUGAUAUCCUUGAAGAAUUUCACAAUUGCACAUUUAUUUUGACAAUCUUCAUUUUCUGGUAUAAUGUGGCCCAUUGCAAUAAACCUUGGCUGACCAUCCUACCUUCCCGAGGUUAAACAUUUUGUAUGUUUCUUUAUGCAUUAUGUAUGUUUACAUAAAAUGUUAUUUAUUGAUAAAAUGAUGUUAUACCACAUUGUUUAUUGAAAUUGCAAUCCAUAAUGCACGAAGCAGUCACACAUAUUAUAAGGGAAGGUGUACCUUUAUACAGUACGUAAUAUUUAAUAAAGUAAAAAAAGUGAUUAAA